CUACGCGAAAAUCCAAUCCUAGCCGUUAAAAGUCGAAAAUUUGUUGCCGUUAUAAAUAGUAACCUUUGCUUUUAUUUGACUUUUCUCUCCUCGUAAUCUGUUUCUCCUUUUAUCCUCUUCUGUCCUCAACGCCUCGAGCUCUCAAGAUUAGGAGAGAGGACAGAGAGAAUCGAAGAUUUAGGAUUAGGAUCAGGAUCUUUGCUCCAGCAAUUUAAGAGGCCGGCUACGCAGUGGUGUCGCGGCCAAUUGUUUGGCCGAGCCAGCCAUGAUGGCAAACGGGAGGCUUCAGAAGCAGGCAUUGCUGCCGCCGCGCAUCCCGUUCCCGGCGCCGCAAGCCGAGCUCGGCCCGAUCGCGCGGCCACGGGACGCGCACCACCGGCAAGGCCACCAGCGCACGUCGUCGGAGAGCGUCCUCGUCGACGAGCAGCCGUCGUGGCUCGAUGACCUGCUUGACGAGCCUGACACGCAGGCGCGGCCUCACGCCCGUCCCGGUCACCGUAGGUCGUCCAGCGACUCGUUCACCAUGUUCGACGGUGCCACCGCCGUUGCCUCUGCUGGCAUGUGUGACAAUGUGUUUGACGGAAUGAGGGGAGGAGGACAGGUUGGUUCUUGGGGCCGCGCACCAGAGUUUUUCCCGGAGCCGAGUUCGUUUGGGCGGCCGCAGGUGCAGGCUCCGCAGUGGGAUCCUAGACAGAUGUUCCUGCAGGGUGGUGCCAUGCCACUGCCAGUGAGGGAUGGUAUGCCGCUGCAAGCAAGGGAGAAGAGCGGCGGCCAUCAUGGUGUCCUGCCAAACGGGGCAGACAUGAAAGGAUAUGGUGAUCCAUCUCAUGAUCAGUUGGUUGGAGCGGAGCGAAACGAAGGCGAUGCACACCUAAAGCACUCUCAGUCAGAGGCAGACACCAAGCGAGCUAAACAGCAAUAUGCUCAGAGGUCUCGUGUCCGGAAGCUCCAGUAUAUUGCAGAGCUCGAGAGAAGAGUUCAAGCCUUACAGACACAAGGGGUAGAAGUUUCAGCUGAAAUGGAUUUCCUUGGUCAGCAAAAUAUCAUGUUAGACCUGGAGAACAAAUCCUUGAAACAACGGCUUGAGAGUCUAUCACAGGAGCAUGUAAUUAAACGCGUUCAACAAGAGAUGUUUGAGCGGGAAAUUGGUCGUCUUAGAUCAUUGUUCCAACAGCAGCAGCAGCAACAGCAUGCAAUGCAGCAGCAGGCUCCUGCCCACAGUCGUAGUAACAGCAGAGACCUGGAUUCACAGUUCGCAAACAUGUCCCUGAAGCACAAUGAUUCAAACUCAGGGCGUGAUGCUGUCCACGGACUUCGCAUUUGAGACUCUUUCUAGCCUUUGAUUCUGAGAGUUUCACAUAGCUUGCUACCCCCGUGACAUCACUAUCUUGUGGUUGUUAGUUACAUCAUGAGAGGGGAGCGACAACUGUUAACCUAGAAUCACAUCACAUGGGGAAUAGUUCUGGGAAGGGUAGUAACCAUGGAUCCGAUCUUCAUUUUCUUUCAGAAUGUGCACCUGAUGGUCAUCCUCAGCUCAUAUGCAAUGUUGAAACUCGACCAUACAGAGGUGUUUAGGUCUUUCUAUUCGUAGGGUGAUGCUUUUCUUGCAUCCUUAAUCA
This is a messenger RNA of Lolium perenne, 1619 nucleotides long. RefSeq lists its product as uncharacterized. Gene Ontology annotation, molecular function: DNA-binding transcription factor activity. The record is from RefSeq and is a predicted model, not a curated record. Gene Ontology annotation, biological process: regulation of DNA-templated transcription. NCBI's taxonomy places the organism in Eukaryota, Viridiplantae, Streptophyta, Magnoliopsida, Poales, Poaceae.